Molecule: messenger RNA, 745 nt
Organism: Otolemur garnettii (small-eared galago)
Lineage: Eukaryota; Metazoa; Chordata; Mammalia; Primates; Galagidae
Gene: DNAJB8
Product: DnaJ heat shock protein family (Hsp40) member B8
Exons: 1
Coding region: 8-706 (232 amino acids)
Biological process (GO): protein refolding; positive regulation of proteasomal ubiquitin-dependent protein catabolic process
Cellular component (GO): cytosol; endoplasmic reticulum membrane
Molecular function (GO): ATPase activator activity; Hsp70 protein binding
Source: RefSeq, a predicted model, not a curated record
GCUUGGCAUGGCUAACUACUACGAAGUGCUGGGGGUACAGUCAAGCGCCUCCCCAGAGGACAUCAAGAAGGCCUACCGCAAGCUGGCCUUGCGCUGGCACCCCGACAAGAACCCUGACAACAAGGAGGAGGCUGAGAAGAAGUUCAAGCAGGUGUCUGAGGCCUAUGAGGUCCUGUCCGACUCCAAGAAGCGCUCUGUGUAUGACCGCGCAGGCUGUGACAGCUGGCGGGCUGGCGGGGGGGCCAGCACCCCCUACAACAGCCCCUUUGAUACCGGCUACACCUUCCGUAACCCGGAGGACAUCUUUCGUGAGUUUUUCGGUGGCUUAGACCCCUUCUCCUUUGACUUCUGGGACACCCCGUUCAACAGCGAUCGUGUUGGCCGGGGCCAUGGCCUGAGGGGGGCCUUCUCGGCCGGCUUCGGCGAGUUCCCGGCCUUCAUGGAAGCCUUCUCAUCCUUCGACGCCCUGGGUCGCAGCGGGGGCAGCCGCACCACCUUCUCCUCCACCUCCUUUGGGGGCUCUGGCUCUGGCAGCUCGGGGUUCAAGUCGGUGAUGUCAUCCACUGAGAUGAUCAAUGGACACAAGGUCACCACCAAGCGCAUCGUGGAGAAUGGGCAGGAGCGCGUGGAGGUGGAGGAGGACGGGCAGCUCAAGUCGGUGACCAUUAAUGGCAAAGAGCAGCUCAAGCGGGUGGACAGCAAGUAAGAGCUGACCACCCGGGUCUUACCUUCCUGUUGCUGCCAC